ACAGGUUCUUUCCCGGCACGAUUGUUUCCCGGCCUCUGUCACUGCCCACGGAAAUGCUAGGCCCUGGCAACCUAGUUCAAGCACCCCUGCGCAAUUGGGCAGUCCACGACACCCCUCACUGUCGACUGCUGCUUCGCCGGCAGCGUCCCAGACGGCGAGACAAGAUGGCCGCCACAGGGGUCCGCAGGUCGAGCCAGGCCUCAGGAAUGUGUGGCGCUGGGAGAUUGGCCGUGGACGACACGAAACGGGCGUUCUCUGACGAGGAGGCCUGCGGUGUCUCCGCCCUGAACCUGCGCGCCGUCUCUACUUCGGUUUCCCAGGAUGCCGUUCGCCGCGAGGGUCGCUAAGGACGGGGACAGCAUGGCCGCCGAGCUACCGAAGCCGUGGUUCUCUGAACCGGUGAUCUUUGAAGAUAUAACACUGGCUUUUACUCCGGAGGAGUGGGGACUGCUGGACCUCAAACAGAAGUCCUUGUACAGGGAAGUGAUGCUGGAGAACUACAAGAACCUGGUCUCAGUGGAACAUCAGCUUUCCAAGCCAGAUGUGGUAUCUCAGUUAGAGGAGGCAGAAGAGUUCUGGCCGGUGGAGAAAGAGAUUCUUCAACACACAAUUCCAGGAUAUUGUGUCUUUCUCUGCUUUUCACUUACAGAAUGUCUUGGUGCUGAGCCUCCACUGGACUCUCAUUUGAGUCCUGUUCCUACCGAGAAUUGCCUAACAAAUAUCAAGGUUGUUGAAAUCCUCACCCUGAACCAGCAGGUGGCUGGUCCCCGGAAUGCCCAAAUUCAGGCCCUUUACGCUGAAGACAGCGGCCUAAGCACUGACACCCGUGGGAAGCCGGCCCAGCAGCUGGGAGCACAUCCAUCAGACCCUGAGGUUGCUCGCAAGAGGUUCCGGCAGUUCCAGUAUGAGGAGGCCACAAGUGCCUGGGAGGCUGUGGCCCGGCUCCGUGAGUUGUGCUACCAGUGGUUGCAGCCUGAGGUGCACUCCAAGGAACAGAUCCUGGAGUUGCUGGUGCUGGAGCAGUUCCUGGGUGCACUGCCCGGGGAGUUCCAGGCAUGUGUAGAGUCGCAGCACCCUGAAGACUGCCAGGCAGCCAUAGCCCUGGUAGAGGAUGUAAUCUCAAUGUCCAAGGAAGGCGUGCUGCCUGCCUGUUUUCCCAAGGCCGCCAUUGAGCAGCAGAGGAAGGAGAAGGAUACAGCCAUCCUGCCAGUGGCGGUGCUGCCUGAGGAGCCGGUGACCUUCCAGGACGUGUCUGUGGACUUCAGCCAGGAGGAGUGGGGCCUGCUGGGCCCAGUGCAGAGGACUGAGUACCAUGAUGUGAUGCUGGAGACCUUGGGGAACCUGGUGUCUGUGGGGUGGGAGACUGCAGUGGAAAACAAAGAGUUGAUUCCUGAUUCUGAUGUUCCUGCUGAAGAACCCAUUUAUGACCCAAAAGUGAAUGAAUUAUGUAGGGAAGACACCCAACCUCUCUUACAAGGUGGCAUCGCAGAAGUCCUACAUGCAGCAUUUCAAGAAGAGGAGCUUGCUCAGGAUAAGGCCAUCCCCCAGGAGCACCUUACUGAGUACCUUGGGUCCCAACAAGACCCUGGUCUUAACACGAGCCCAACUUCACCCCAGAAAAUUCCUCUCAAAAAAUGUUUGCGCAAAUCAGUCUCACCUUGUGAGAGUGUGACCCAGAGUUCACAUAUGAAAGAUCACCAAAAGGGCUGUGAGCCAGGCAAAGCCAGGGACAGCAAUGGUUGCUUGACUCAGAGUUCCCAUGUAAAGGUUCAGCAGAUGGACUGUGAGCAGGGCAAAGCUGGGGAGAACAGUGGUCAUGUGACCCACCAUUCACAAGUGAAAUUGAACCAGAAGGGCUGUGAGCCCGGCAGAACCAGGGAGAGCAGUGAUCAUGUGAUUCUGCAUUCACAUAUGAAAGCUACCCAGAAAACCCGUAAGAUCAAAGCUAGAGAGAGCAAGGGUAGUAAGAAAAUGGUUGACCAACGAAUUCAGCAGGUCAUGUUUAUAAAAAUCCAUAGUGGAAGCCAAAUUUGCCGAUGCAGUGCAUGUGGGAAGUUGUUCCGAAAUCCACGGUACUUUUCUGUACAUAAAAAAAUCCACACAGGAGAAAAGCCGUAUGUUUGUCAGGACUGUGGAAAAGCCUUCGUGCAGAGUUCCUCCCUCACACAGCACCAAAGGGUGCACAGUGGUGAGAGGCCCUUCAAGUGCCAGGAGUGUGGCAGGACCUUCAAUGACCGCUCAGCUGUCACCCAGCACCUGCGCACCCACACAGGAGCCAAGCCCUAUGCCUGUCAAGACUGUGGCAAGGCCUUCCGGCAGAGCUCCCACCUCACACGGCACCAGAGGACACACACUGGAGAGCGGCCCUAUGUGUGCCGCAAGUGUGGCAAAGCCUUCACCCAGAGCUCCCACCUCAUUGGCCACCAGAACACACAUGGCAAGAAGAAGCACAAGAGGAAGCACAAGAAGCAGCUACCUCCUGCCUCCUAGCCCCUGUACCCAUGGGAGCAUCUGUCCUACCACCCUCUGCAGUGCCCCAGCUGGGGAUGAUGUGUGACAGGGAAGGGGAGGAGGACAUCCUAUGAUCAGGGGACGCCAGCACAACAUGCAUAGCACAUGAUGAAUAAAUAGAUAAACUUGGGGGUACUUGCUAAUGAGAACUCACUGGAAAGAAAAGAUUCAUUUAUAUUAAGAUUAGUGAUGAAAUCUAAAAAUGCUUAAAAUUUUUUAAAAAUCUGCAAUAAUAUCUGUAAUACAAUAUUUAAUGUGUCAGCAAAGUCUAAGAGAAUGUGGAUAAAUAAACUAUAUAUUUUUGUUAUA
This is a messenger RNA of Cavia porcellus (domestic guinea pig), 2820 nucleotides long. It is a transcript of the gene Znf274, whose product is annotated as zinc finger protein 274. The transcript has 8 exons. Lineage: Eukaryota; Metazoa; Chordata; Mammalia; Rodentia; Caviidae. Bases 322 to 2490 code for a protein of 722 amino acids. Gene Ontology annotation, biological process: regulation of DNA-templated transcription. The record is from RefSeq and is a predicted model, not a curated record.